Messenger RNA from Choloepus didactylus (southern two-toed sloth), 969 nucleotides. RefSeq names its product putative olfactory receptor 2W6. The record is from RefSeq and is a predicted model, not a curated record. Gene Ontology annotation, cellular component: membrane. NCBI's taxonomy places the organism in Eukaryota, Metazoa, Chordata, Mammalia, Pilosa, Megalonychidae. The transcript has 2 exons. Gene Ontology annotation, biological process: G protein-coupled receptor signaling pathway. Bases 1 to 969 code for a protein of 322 amino acids. Gene Ontology annotation, molecular function: G protein-coupled receptor activity; olfactory receptor activity.
AUGGACGGUAAUGUGUGGUCACAGGUGAUAGAAAAAGACAAUACAAGUUCUUUUGAAGGCUUCAUCCUGGUGGGCUUCUCUGACCGUCCCCACCUGGAACUGAUCCUCUUUGUAGUUGUCCUCACUUUUUAUCUGCUGACUCUUCUUGGCAACAUGACCAUCAUCUUGCUUUCUACUCUGGAUUCCCGGCUGCACACUCCAAUGUAUUUCUUUUUGGCCAACCUCUCAUUCCUAGACAUGUGUUUCACCACAGGCUCAAUCCCUCAGAUGCUCUACAACCUUCGGAGCUCAGAUAAAACCAUCAGCUAUCUGGGUUGUGCUAUCCAGCUCUACUUUGUCCUGGCCCUGGGAGGAGUAGAGUGUGUCCUCCUGGCUGUCAUGGCAUAUGACCGCUAUGCUGCAGUCUGCAAACCCCUGCACUACACCAUCGUCAUGCAUCCACGUCUCUGUGGGCAGCUGGCUUCAGUGGCAUGGUCCAGUGGCUUUGGUAAUUCUCUCAUAAUGGCACCCCAGACGUUGAUGCUACCCCGCUGUGGGCACAGGAGGGUGGACCACUUUCUCUGUGAGAUGCCAGCACUGAUUGGCAUGGCCUGUGUAGAUACCAUGACCCUUGAGGCACUGGCUUUUGCCUUGGCAAUCUUUAUCAUCCUGGCGCCACUCAUUCUCAUCCUCAUCUCUUACAGUUACAUUGCACGAGCAGUGCUUAGGAUCAAGUCAGCUGCUGGGCGAAAGAAAGCCUUCAACACUUGUAGCUCCCAUCUAAUUGUUGUUGCUCUCUUCUAUGGUACAAUCAUAUACAUGUACCUACAGCCAGCAAACACUUAUUCCCAGGACCAGGGCAAGUUCCUUACCCUUUUCUAUACAAUUGUCACUCCCAGUGUUAAUCCUCUGAUCUAUACCCUGAGAAACAAAGAUGUUAAAGAGGCCGUGAAGAAGGUGUUAGGGAAAGGGAGUACAGAAGUACAGUAA